AUGGUUCAGUUGCUCAAUCUUCCGGAGGAGUUGAUUUAUAGGAUUGCAGAACUCUUACCAGCACAGGAUGUAUUCAAUUUUGCAACGACUUGUUCUCAGCUCUGCGAAAACAUGGGUCGGAACAAGCAACUAUGGUUGCGUAAGUCUAACGAAGAAUGGUUCUACCUAGAGGAAUCAUAUCGCCACUGCUUUCAGAAUCUAUUACUUUUUGAGUCUGAGUGUAAUAUUGUAAACGAAGACUACAUGGAGUAUUUUGCCAAAAGAAAACGAUUGGAGAGACAGGUAAGUGAUGAUAUUGAUCGAAUGACUGAAUUAGGGUUUUCACGGGAAUAUUGGGAAAUUUUUUACAAGCACGUAUUAAAUUAUGAUAUAGUACCGUAUUUGGUGAAGAUUGACUCCAAAUAUCCGGUCACUGAGCUUAAUGCAAAAGAUAAAAUAAGCUUUUCUUUUCUCACUGCAAUGAGGCAUAACAUGGUGUUCAAGGCUAUGGAAAAAUAUUCGAGCUGUGAAGAACAUUUAGAUAGUUAUGAGAACCAAUUGCUGCUGCCGUUGGCUGCUAUGGAUAGCUCCUUUUUCUCUUUAAUCGAUAAAAGAAUCUUAUUCUAUAAUAAAUGUCACCGAUUGCUGAAUAGAAAGAUGAAGAACUUAGAAAAGAUCAAGAAGAUAUCUCCUACUCUUGUGGUGAAGCAAGCCAUUGAAACCCUCAUGCGUGUGAUGGAAGAAACCUACUUGCUCAAGGAGUCUCAACAGGGAACCAUUGAAGAGUAUUUUCUUCCAAGAGUAUACUCGGGGGAAUCAGACCCUAAUGAAUUAAUAAUCAUAUGCAUCCUCCAGGAAUUUGCAAGGCAGCUAGAUAUCAAAAUUACUGUCGCUAACGGUGCACUAGUAAUACCAGAUUCACUCUCACCUCAAGGUGUCACAUACCUUAUUCUAAGAAAGAAAACGUAUCAUCAAUUUGAAUAUCAGUUUUUGACUGAAGCUACUUUCAAGGAUUUGAUUAAUGAUAUGAACGGUGUUCAAGAUGGGGGUGCCAUUGUAGAUUUUGAAACAGCAACAAUGAAAUUAUCUGCAAGAGAUAUUUAUACAGAGUUUUUAAUGUACAUUUCUCAGUCGGAAGAAUCCGCAGUUGUAAGAUACAAUGAGAUAUGCCAGGACCCAAAGCUAUCAUCAGCCACAUACCCAAUAUCCAAAUUCGGAAUUGAUCCAGAUGAAAUAUCAUUUUUUGGGACAUUUAGGAAGGUUUGUCAAUUGUAUGAAACAAGAGAUAUUAGACGCCAUGACUUCGAUGUCAUAGAGAGAAAAUUUCGGCGAUCGAUGUUUCGUUGGUACCCUAUGGACCUAGCGAUUAAUUUCCAUUCAAUAAAAACAGAUAGAACGAAAGAGGAUUUCCUAUCUACAUCUUUGCAGCAGUAUCUUUUUGAACCCUAUUCGGUGCCGCUUAGAAGAAAUGAAAUAAUAGGCAAAUUCGUCAAACGUAACGAAAAUGAUCACCCGAGCCUCGUAACGAAUUAUGAUAUAAGAAGUGAAAGAGACUGUUUUGAGCUUCUUGCGCACGAUGGGAAAAAAUAUGUUUUAUUUGCCGAAGUGGACUCACUAUCAAUUGUUCACUACAAUGUAGACGACCCAGAAUAUCAUGAAUUUCUCACCAUUAACAAAAAGCAGAGACUUGAUUACUUGUUCAGACAAACAUCCACCGAAGAUAAUGUUCUUGUUCUACAACUCAUGGAUAAGUUACAUACGUAA
Molecule: messenger RNA, 1743 nt
Organism: Kluyveromyces lactis
Lineage: Eukaryota; Fungi; Ascomycota; Saccharomycetes; Saccharomycetales; Saccharomycetaceae
Gene: MDM30
Product: SCF ubiquitin ligase complex subunit MDM30
Exons: 1
Coding region: 1-1743 (580 amino acids)
Molecular function (GO): protein binding
Source: RefSeq, a predicted model, not a curated record